UACUGUCUGUUCCCAUAUCCUUUGAGUUGACUUUGGUUUGCUUAGCACUAGCGAUACUAGAUUCAAAUUUCUAAAAAUGGUGUUGUCAGUUCACGUUGCAUCAAUACCUACUUUCCUUUCAUGCCUAAUUGUUUGGCUUUAUUUUUCUGUCGCGGCAUUAGACUCAUCCCUUCCGCUCUGAAGGGCAGAGAAAUAUAACAUAGAACGCGGCCGAUGACUAAAAAACAGAAGAGCGACAAAAGUAAGUUUCGGUUGUGGUGAGUGUGAAGUUGGAAGUGCAGUGUAAUUUGUCUGUAACUUGAAAGUUGAAUAACCUAAGCAAAGUACAGAUCUGUUAAAAGUAAGCCUCUAUUUUAAGACAGUAGUGCGCGGUAGUGCGUCAUAUAUACUGUGCAAGAUGGUUCCCAUACUUUAACGGCUUAAUGGUACUGAGUGUUAUGAUGUAGGCAUUUCUAGAGUUCGUCUUAUCAAAGGAAUUUAAAUUAAGAUGCUUAGCUCAAUAGUUAAGUGUUCUCGUGGAACAAAAUGCAUUUCGCAGAUGACUCGUUUUAGGCAAUCAAGAAACUUCACGUCAUUGUCUUGUGCGUCGCAUGCGUUAAUUAAAUUUGUAUCAGUAGACCAGUCGAACUGUGUGUAUUCCGCCAGAGGUGCCUUAACAGCAUACCAACAAAAAUAUAAGUGUCCACAUACAGAAUGUGUAAAAUCAUUUAUGAACUUCACUAAAUUUAUAGUAUUGUCACAUCAUGAACAUCAGUCAGUAUUUUUGUUCAGGACAUCCUCAUUUACUCGGAAUAUUGCCACAAAUGGGAACAAACAGACUGAGAAGAGUAAGGUCGAGGAACCAAAUACUGCAGAGGCUCAGAAGUUGUCAUUAUUGCAAAGGUUUAAACAAAUGUAUCGAGAUUACUGGUAUGUGUUAGUGCCUGUACAUCUGAUUACAUCCCUUGGAUGGUUUGCAGGAUUCUACUAUCUUGCAAAGAGUGGAGUUGAUGUUAUUGCCUUGCUUGAGAGCAUGAGUAUCAGUGAGAAAGUCAUCAAUCCUCUCCGAGAUUCAAGCGCUGGUUACAUCGCUAUAGCUUAUGCUCUUUACAAGAUUGCCACUCCAGUCCGUUACACUGUCACUUUAGGUGGCACUACAAUAUCAAUCAAUUAUCUAAAGAAGUGGGGCUACAUCAAACCAAUUCCUCCUCGUGAGAAGCUGAAGGAAAUGUACCAAGAGAAAAAGGCUACUCUGAUACGUGAGACAGCAGAAGAGCUCAAACUGCAGCAGGAGAAGCUUAAGAAAACAAGUGAAAAUAUGAUUAGAGGAUAUAGGGAACGUGCUGGAAAACCUGAGAAAUGAGAAUUGCAGUAUAGUCUUUGUUACUGUACUGUUUAACAUGGAGGUUUUAGGUCUUACAGGCUGCUGUCUGGCAUGAAUGCUGAAGACGACAAUGUAGUUUACCCUACCUACACAAUAAAGUCUUUUCUGAAACAGUGCUGUUAACAUUUUCCUGGAAUUAUUGGAUGUAUGAGGUGUCUUGUGCUGUAAUGUUAAUAUUGAACCCCUUUUAUGUUCACCAAAUACAUUCUGACUGGUUCUCUCAUGAUCAUUAAAAUGUUUACAAAUUCACAGUUUGAGUGCUGUAUUUCAGUAGUCAUAAAAUCACUACAAGAGAUGUAACAAGCAUAAAAUUCUGUUCUUUUACAAAUAUUUCUAUAUGGGGCACUUGGGAACUUGACCUUGAAGUUCAACAUAAGUCCACAUGAUAUAUGUAGUUGUUUUGAACGUUAAGACUACAGACAAUAACAAAGAUUCCAGUUCCUUAUUACUCAAUUUGCAGUAAAUGUGUCAGGGACUUUUCACUGAAUGAAACUGGAAUAGGUACGGAAUGUUACCUAGAUCCUAUGUCAUGUGUGUUGUAGAGAUAUGGGAUUGUCUUGUGGGAGUGUAGGGGAAAAUUCUCUCAUAUUUCUUACACUAGCCAUCUAAAAUUCACACACUUCAUACUGUAAACUCAUAUAACAAUCCUAGCUAUAUAAUACUUCAUCUGCUUUUUCUCCUUUUCAGUCACUGUAUUUCCUCAUGCUGCUUUUAUAAACAGAAUCAGAAUUACAGUAUAGUCGGCAAAAGAAUAUUUAGGUCAGUAUUUUUAUAAUGGAAUAUAAACAAUAGAAGUCGAUGGUGCCGAGGGAAGUCAUAUAUUAAGACUAAAGGCUCCCAACCACCAAAUACGUAGAGUAGAGGGUUCUGCAUGACUAGGCUCAAGAAUUUUGGCUCUUACAAAUGACUUAAUUUUGAAGUAGAAACUGCUUUUCUAUGAAAGAACAUUUUAAACUGAUAUGUGAGAAACCGUAACCACUUUGGAGCCUAUGUCAGUUGUGAGAAUUCCAAGCUGAUGGGCAUUCAGAGUGAAGCUGCUACCUGGUUGUCUUAUGGGAAUUUUUGGGUUUCAGUUCAUGUUAUUUUUAUAAAAAUGAUCUGGGAGGGCUGCUUAGCUAGCUUAUGUAAACUCAAAAGCAGAACAGACUGACAACACUGACACUGACAGAUUUUACCCUGUGAGAAGGGAGUUGUUAGUUGCAAGUGCUUCCAUGUUUGUUUCGAGAAGUUUGUAUUUUCAUAAAAUAUUAAUACCCCAACUACCUUAUCAGUUCACAAAGAAUAGAAAUAUUACUGCAUUUCUGACUUUUAAUAAUAUACAAAGUAACAUGGAUAUACUUAUUUCAUGUAUUAACUUUUAUGAUAAUGCUAAAAUUCUUUAUCCUGGGAAUAGUCUAAUGUUGUAACCAGAUUCAGUUCAAUUUCCUGAUUAAUAAAUGUGUCAUUUUAUAUUAUAAACAAUGGAGCAUGAGCCUGUAGCUGAUGAAAUAUAGUUCUUUGUAUACUUGUA
This is a messenger RNA of Cryptotermes secundus, 2873 nucleotides long. Its product is annotated as protein FAM210A. The record is from RefSeq and is a predicted model, not a curated record. Gene Ontology annotation, cellular component: mitochondrion. The coding region runs from base 488 to 1342 and encodes 284 amino acids. The transcript is spliced from 4 exons. Lineage: Eukaryota; Metazoa; Arthropoda; Insecta; Blattodea; Kalotermitidae.